GAUUGCAUAAUCAACAUGUGUUGGUGGAAAUAGUGAAAUUGCUUUCUGUAAUUCUGUUCAGCGACACUCACUGAGGAAAAGAUGUUGCGAGGAGCCAUCUCUGCAUAUGGGUCACGUACAAUACGAAACAGGCAUCUGAGGUCAAGAUUGUCCAACUACAAACAUGGUUGCAGGAGAUGCUAUUCUGCUGUAAGUAAAGCCCAGGAAAGAGUGAAGAUAUACCAACCAGGAGACAGGGUUCAUGGUUUCUCAGUUGAAAAGGUAGUUCCAGUUCCUGAAUUGUACCUGACCGCUGUCCAGUUACGGCAUGAAAAGACUAAUGCUCAGUAUCUACAUGUGGCUAGAGAAGAUACAAACAAUGUUUUCAGUGUCGGGUUUCGGACCACCCCAAUGGAUAGCACGGGCGUAUCUCACAUCCUAGAGCAUACAGUCCUGUGUGGCUCACAGGACUACCCAGUUAGAGACCCGUUCUUUAAGAUGCUCAAUAGAUCACUAUCUACAUUUAUGAAUGCAUGGACAGCUAGUGACUAUACGAUGUACCCCUUCUCGACUCAGAAUGCCAAAGAUUUUGAGAAUCUUCUUUCCGUCUACCUUGAUGCUGUAUUCUUCCCAAGAUUGAGGCAACUUGACUUCAUGCAAGAAGGUUGGCGAUUGGAACAUGAGGUGACAGAGGACCAAUCUUCACCUAUUGUGUUUAAGGGAGUCGUCUUUAAUGAAAUGAAAGGUGCCAUGUCAAGUCCUGAUCAGCUGUUUGCCCACAGCCUACAGAGUAGCCUCCUCCCAUCUCAUACAUAUUCACACAAUAGUGGAGGUGAACCAAUCAGGAUCCCCGAUCUAACCUGGGAUCAACUCAAACACUUUCAUGCUACCCACUACCAUCCAAGCAACUCCAGGUUCUAUACUUACGGUGAUCUACCCCUUGAGCGCCAUCUAGAGUUGAUUGAACAGAAGGCAUUGUCCCGCUUUGAACGUCUGCAGCCACAUACAGAAGUACCGAAUGAAACGAGAUGGACUAGUCCACGUGAACAUACUGUGUACUGCCCGUCAGAUCCCAUGGCACCUGAUCAAAAUAAGCAGACCACUUUGACAGCAAGCUUCGUCAUCAAAGAUGUUACUGAUGCAGAGGAAUUAGUGUUUGGUCAGAUUCUUGGCUCCCUCCUGGUAGAUGGUCCAACGGCGCCCUUCUAUCACUCUCUUAUAGGAUCUAGUAUUGGAUCUGAUUAUGCUCCCUGUAUUGGGUACAGCAGUCAAACGAGAGACUCAACAUUCAGUAUUGGCCUUCGAGGAUUAGCUGAAGAAGAUGUGGACAAAGUAAAAAAGAUAAUUGAAGACACCAUAGCAAAAGUUAUCAGGAAGGGGUUUGAAGCUGAAAGAAUUGAGGCCAUCCUUCAUAAGAUAGAGCUCUCUAACAAACAUCAAUCCACUCAUUUUGGCCUUGGUGUAGCUGCUGCCGUCAUGCCCAGUUGGAACCAUGGCAACGACCCAUCAACCAACCUAAAGGUCAAUCAGCUUGUUGAUAGCUUCAAAGCCAAGAUGGCCGCCGACCCCAAUUACCUGCAGUUAAAGGUCAAGGAAUACUUCCAGGACAACCAGCAUAAAUUGUGGCUUACCAUGAAACCCAAGGAGGAUUAUGUGGAGGAACAGGAGAGGGAAGAGAAAGAGAAACUAGAUGGGAUGGUUGCAAGAUUAACAGAGGCUGACAAGAAGGAUAUAUACCACAGAGGCUUAGAAUUGGCUGAAGAACAGGAGAGAGAGGAAGACAUAACCUGCUUACCCAGCUUGAAGAUCAGUGACAUCGAUGCACAGGUCAAAAGAACUGCUGUUGAAUUGAGGAAUAUAGGUGGUGUUCACACGCAGUUGUGUGAGCAGCCAAUCAAUGGGAUUACGUACUUUCGGGCCCUGUUCACACCCGACAACAUUCCAGAUAACCUCCAAAUCUACCUGCCUCUCUUCUGCAAUGUCAUCACAAAGAUGGGUGCAGGAGAGCUGGAUUUUAUUGAGUUUGCUCAGAAGGAAGAAUUAAAGACUGGCGGAAUCACAACAUCAAGACACAUAGCUCAAUAUCACAGCGAUAUCAUGCAGUAUGAACAGGGUAUCAGCCUAUUCUCCUUCUGUUUGGACAGGAAUUUGCCAGAUAUGUUUGAUCUUCUUCUCGGAGUAUUCACAAGCCCAAGGCUGAAUGACCUGGAUCGAUUGGCUACCUUGGUACGGAUGGAAGCAGCAGAAAUAGCCAACUCUAUCACACACAUGGGACAUGCCUUUGCCAUGAAACGAGCUGGUAGUAGUCUGUCGCCCUCUGGCAGGCUCCAUGAGAUAGCAGGAGGAAUGACCCAGGUAUCAUUUUUAAAAGGACUCGCUGAGUCCGAGAACCUGGAUCCAGUCUUAGCCAACCUUCGCACUAUCGCAUCUUUAGUACUCAACAAGACCAACAUGAGGUGUGCAUUGAACUCUAGCCCUGAAGGUAUGGAUGAAGCGGCCAAUCAGCUGAUGAGAUUCCUAGAUAACCUACCAGGAUCACCUAUAGGGGAUAACUUACAUUUAACCCAGGUAUCAGACUUCAGUCCUUUAGAAGAAAGAACACAUUAUGAACUCCCUUUCCCUGUUAACUACAUGAGCCAUGCAGUAUGUGGAGUGCCUUAUACACACCAAGAUUUCCCAAAGUUGAGGGUUCUUGCCCGUUUGAUGUCUGCCAAAUACCUCCAUAGAGAAAUCAGGGAGAAGGGAGGAGCAUAUGGAGGCGGAGCAUCGAUGGGUACGGAAGGAGCUUUCAAAUUCUAUUCAUACAGGGACCCCAACACAGUUGAUACAAUGUCAGCCUUUGAAUCAUCCGUCCAAUGGGCCAUAGAUGGCAAGUUUACCCAACAAGAUAUCGAUGAAGCUAAGCUUUCAGUCUUCUCAGUGGUGGAUGGUCCUCUUUCGCCAUCAGAAAAGGGUGUAACUCUCUUCACUUCAAGCAUCAAUGAUGAUAUUAGGCAGGCCCAUAGGGAUGCACUCUUUGCCGUCAGCAAAGAUGAUCUCAAAGAUGUUGCAGAAAGGUAUUUGUUGGCUGGUAAGAGGACCAAUGCCUCUGCUCUACUAGGACCAACUACCUCCAUGACAAGUCAGGGGUGGAGUAUACUUAAAGAAUGAGCUAUCGUUCCUUGGAGUGGAAGCUUUCACAUCCGAGGCAAAGAGUGAGUUAUUAUUGCUCAAACUGGAAGCUUUCGUAUCUGGAGAAAUCUGAAAUUGAUGAGGAUUUUUUAAGCUUAAGCAUGCCAUAUUAAUUUACCCUGUUACUAUAAUGAUGAGACAGUAAUGGAUUAUACCCAGAGUGAGUUAUCGAUUCUUAGAAAGGAAGCCUUCGUGUCUGAGGAAAUAUGAAAUUGAUGAGGAUAUCUGGACAUCCAGGACGCCAUCUUGAUUGACCCUGUUAUCAUGAUAUGAAAUGGUUUAUACUCUAGAGUGAGUUACCAUUUGGAGUGGAAGCUUUCAUAUCUGAGCAAAUCUUAUUUUGAUUAGGACUCUAAUAAGGAUUUCUGGAUCUUCAAGACGCCAUGUUGAUUGACCCUGUUACCGUAAUGAUAAGACAGUCAUGGAUUAUACCCAGGGUGAGUUAUCAAUUCUUGGAGAGGAAGCCUUCGUAUCUGAGGAAAUCUGAAAUUGAUGAGGAUAUUUGGAGCUUAAGGACGCCAUAUUGAUCAACCCUGUUACCAUAAUGAUAGGAUAUGAAUGAAUUAUACUCAAUGAGUGAAUUAUCAUUCCUUGGGGUGGAAGCCUUCAUAUCUAAGCAAAUUUGUAAUUGAUGAGGAUUUUCGAAGCUUCAGGAUGCCAAAUUGAUUAAACCUCUUACCAUCAUGAUAAGACAGGGAUGAAAUGUACUGAAGCAGUGAGUUAUUGAUUAGGAGCGGAGGCUACUAUUCCCAAGGGAAUAUCAUAUUAAUGGGCAUUCCACAUCCUGCCGUUGCUGUAGUCAUCAAAAUGUGAAGGAAACAAGAUCAAAAACAAUUUUUCAAGAGAGAGGAAUGAACAUCUUGACCUGUAUUUCUGAGAAUAUUAGCUCCAUUCCAUUCUAUAUGGAAAAAAAUAGAUGACAAGUAUCUAACUAUUCAAAUAGAAUGUUCCAAUCCUCUCUCUUUUUUGUAGUGAUAUGAUGUCAUCUUAUUUAGAGUCCAUUCUUUAUAAGAAAAUUGCAUAUUUCAUAUCUAUAUUUAUAAUCAAAUCAUAUUUAUUUUUCAAUCAGAUUGAAAUUCAAUUUUUUCAUGCAUAUGAAAUCCAAUCUUUCAAAGCAAAGUCGAAUUUGAACCGUUGGAUUUCUAUCUUUCCAACCAAAUUGGAUUCCAGUUGGAUUUCAAUCUUUUUUCAAAAAAAUUAUGAUGCCCAACUGCCCCAACAGUAUAGUUUCUAUCUCCACAAAUGAAGUCAAUUCUAAGCAGUUGAUUUUCUUUUCCUUUAAUUUCAUCUUUAUUUCACAAGCCAACUGAAAAUGCUCAUUAAAAUACAUAAAAUACAGUAUAAACAGUUAUGAAAGACGGACAAUAUCCAAGAUUUGCUUUUUAUGUCUUUAUUUCAGGAUGUUGUAUUGAUCAGGGGCCAGUCUCAGAGGCUCAGCAGCCAAUCACAAUCCAGGUGGGUGUUUCAUAAAGCUGUUCGUAAAGUUACGCACAACUUUACGAACGACUGGAACAUGUUCUUAGGUCAUAAAUCAAUUAUACAAGGAAUCAUCUAGCAUAAGAAAGGAUCACCAGUUGUCCGUAAAGUCAUUCGUAUCUUACAAACAGCUUUAUGAAACACCCACCAGGCCUCCCUGGUAGUUACAAUGAUGAUAAAGAUACCUUAAUCAUAAUUUUUUAAUGAAAUUGAGCCCACAGUGUUUGACGUUGAUCUUAAACGAGUAAAAUUACAAACUUUGUAAGGAAUGUAAGCUCCGAUAUCUUGCCUAUCACUUUGGAUACAUGCAUGUCUACUUUCAUAUCGAUUUUUCCUAUGAAGUGAAAAAGAAUAAAGCUACUUCUUGUUGUCAAUAAACAAAUCGCAAUGACAGAGAGUUGAAGACUGGUAAUGUUAGUUCAAUAAGAGUGGUAGGAAAUGUAUGUGUAGAAUUAAUGACUAUGCAUCUUUAUCAGGAUGUGAAUUUGGUACUGAAACCUGGGGAUAUUUUCUUCAACAUUUUUUCUGACAAGUUGUCAGAUCUUCCUUUGAUUCUGGUUUGGCUAAGAGGCACUACUACUGUCAUGGUAUUACUGUCAGAUAAAACAGGACUUGUCAGAUAAAAAGUCCGAAAACUCCUUUCAUGAAAUGCUCCCCAGAACCUCUCACUUUCCCAUGCAUUGUCAAUCAGAAGAAGAGGAUCAGGGGUCUGUUUUAUAGAGUCUCACAAAUAUGGUAACUAUUGUUACUACCAUGGAAACCUUAAUUGUGAUUGACUGAUGGGUCCUGUUACCAAGGUUGUUGUCAUAAAGGCACAGUUACCAUAAUUGUAGCUGUCAAUGAAGCAGGUCCCCUAAACUGUAACCUUUCCAAGUUAUUGUUAGUGGUUACGGUACAUAACUUUGCCCCUUUCUGUACUGAAUAUACACAGAUGAGAUAUGAAAUGCAGCCAUUUUAUGUACUCAUUUUUCUGCUGAAAGGUGGUAUCUUCCUAAGCUAUGAAAUAUAAAGUUAUUGUAUGAAUUCACAAUUUUUUUUAGUACACAAAUAUAUAUCAUAUUAAUUAUGAUACAUUCAUAAAUCGUUCAUAAAUUUGUGUGGAAUUUUAUUUAUUUUAAAUGUUAAAAUCAUAUGGAGCGUAAAGGUGUAUGUUUUUUGACACAUGGCAUGAGCGUGUUCAGUGACAAAUGUCAGCAAUAUUUCUUUGUAAAAUAAAAUGAAAUUCAAUGAAUUUUGAACAGGCAA
Lytechinus pictus (painted urchin) is the source of this 5871-nucleotide messenger RNA. Its product is annotated as presequence protease, mitochondrial-like. NCBI's taxonomy places the organism in Eukaryota, Metazoa, Echinodermata, Echinoidea, Temnopleuroida, Toxopneustidae. The coding region runs from base 82 to 3129 and encodes 1015 amino acids. The transcript is spliced from 26 exons. Gene Ontology annotation, cellular component: mitochondrial matrix. Gene Ontology annotation, biological process: protein processing. The record is from RefSeq and is a predicted model, not a curated record. Gene Ontology annotation, molecular function: metal ion binding; metalloendopeptidase activity.